AUGCACAAUGGACGUGGAUUGGUUCAUGAUUUGUUAAAUUCAGUUUCGGAUGCACUACCAUUACAUCUCGGUAAAGAUGUACCUAUGCCUCCAACCGGAUCGAAUUUAGUUCAAAUUACACCUUGUCAAUCCACAAAAGCAACACUUCCAGUCUUUGUUUCCGAUCAAUGGAACGGUAGUUCAUCAAUCAAAAGCGCAUAUAUAACCCAACAUGGCGCUUCAAAUGAUCCAGAUCAAUAUUUUAGUUAUAUUUAUCCUUUUGUAGGAAAAGAUUCAUUAGUAAUCGCUCCGGGAUUCUACACGACUCACAGUCCAAAAGCACCAGAUGGUUUCUAUCAACCAAAAGUCAAUCUUGCUUGGGCACAUACCGGUGAUCAAUGGCCUGCGGGAAGAGAUGCAAUUUCGCCUAGAACCCUACUGAGAUCUAGCAAACGAUCCGCUUCCAACAGAAAUGAGGCAAGAGAGACCGGACCGGAAUGUUCUUCUUACGAAGCUUAUGAAGCACUCUUGGCUAGAUUGGACAACAAAGAUCUUUAUCCAAAUCUAUCAAAAGUUUACCUUGUUGGUCAUUCUGGAGGUGCUAAUAUGAUUUCUCGUUAUUCACAAUUGAACAAUUAUAACGGUCAUUUGGAUCUACGUUAUAUCGUAAUCAAUGCGGCCAAUCAAGCUUAUUUCAGUGAUGCACGUCCAUGGAAAGAAUUUGAUGAAAAAAACUGCAAAGAAGCAUUUCAAUAUCCUUAUCAAUGGACAAAAUCAGGUUCAAAUAUGCCUCGUUGGGUUUCGGCACGAUUUGAUUCUUUGGUUUCGGGUGCAAGAAGUACGAAUGCAAAAGCAAAGAAGUUGUUUGAUUCUUGGUCUGCGAAGGAUGUUAUGUUCUUGACAGGAAAUGCCGAUAUUGAAACAACCGGAACACAAAGAUGUACUUCAAAAGCUCAAGGUGGUCCAUAUCGCAGAGAUAGAAAUUACGCUUAUUGGGCUUAUACAAACUUAUUGGCCGGAAGCAAUGACAGCCCUUAUCCAAUCAAGGAUUACUUUGGAUAUGGUAAUUUGACCGAUUCAGGCGCAAAGAGAUUCAGCACAGGUUCUGCACCCACAUUCAAUCAUCAAUCAUGCAUCGUCAAUGGUGUUGCACAUGAUGAGCCGGGAAUCUUACGUAGCGCUUGUGGUCAAGCUGCACUCUUUUCCGAUAAUCUACCAGACGGUACAAACCCUCAAGAUUCUCCAUCUGGACUUUCAUCAAUGUUUGAUGGUUUCCUGAAUACCCCUUGA
This is a messenger RNA of Meira miltonrushii, 1269 nucleotides long. RefSeq lists its product as uncharacterized. The record is from RefSeq and is a predicted model, not a curated record. The transcript has a single exon. Bases 1 to 1269 code for a protein of 422 amino acids. Lineage: Eukaryota; Fungi; Basidiomycota; Exobasidiomycetes; Exobasidiales; Brachybasidiaceae.